UUACAAAAAGAGGAUCAGAUGACUACAGCAUCCAAUACCGGGGUCUCCAGGCGGCAUGGGGGUCUUUGAUCAAGAAAAUCCAAUUAUUUGUGUAUAUACAUUUCCCACAUAGUGAUUACUUCAUUAAUUGUCCCGCCUUUAUCUCCUCCCUUCCCAUCCCCCCUAAUAAUCAGCUCCUUUAUCCAGACCAACAAACACACCAUAGGAGCUUUGUGGAUUCAAAGGAUUUGCUUUCCCCUCUCAAAGAGCCGCUAUUCUUUGAUGAUUGGGCAGCGGCAAACUUCAAAGUAAUAAAUCUUAUUUCUGACUGGCUGGCGGCCCACCAAAGUCCUUAUCAAAUUCUAAGAAGUGAUCCCUCACUCUUCAGAUAGACCAAGGAUAUCUCGGAGAGAGGAAGCACUGAAGAGUGAAGACCUGCUCGACAAGAUAUUUUACUGCGAAUGCACACAUUUACCUAAUUUGUGCUUUUAUUUUUAUUUGUUUUCAUCGAGAGGGAGGAGGACGUUUACCAUGGCAGCAGUGGCAGUACUGCGGAAUGAAACACUCCAGGCUUUUCUUCAGGAUCGCACUCCAAACUCUUCUCCAGAGAACUGUAAGCACUCUCCGCUGGCUCUCCUGGCUGCCACUUGUAACCGGAUCGGGCAUCACCACGGAUCAAACCCCACAGAUUUUCUCCAGGUCCCCUACGACCCAACUCUUGGCUCCCCUUCGCGUUUAUUUCACCCGUGGACUAACGAGGGAAACCCUCAGAGCAGUCUGGCUAGCAACUCUACUUUCGGACUAUCCUCCAAGCCCCAGCUGUCUGCGCACAUCCAGAGCUCCUUCAGCUCGCACCACGAACUACCCCUCACCCCUCCGGCGGACCCCUCGUACCCAUAUGACUUCUCCCCGGUGAAGAUGUUACCUUGCUCCAUGCAGUCCCUGCAGUCCACCUGCCCUCCCACCUACGUCCCCGCUGUCAGUUACGCAGCCCCAACUCCUAUUCCGCCCGCUAUGCCAAGUUUUGUCACGGGACCCUCCGGCCUUGUGCACCAGCAGCAGAGACAGUUGUCCCCAAACCCUGGAGAGGAUAUUCCGUGGUGGAGCCUCCAGCAGGGGAACCAUGUAAGCCACUCUUCCUCCCUCGGUCCCCAUCGCUUCCAGCUGCAGAGAGGCUUGGUUCUGGGACAUACGGACUUUGCGCAGUACCAGACUCAAAUCGCCGCUCUACUGCACACAAAGUCCCCUCUCGCAACUGCGCGGCGGUGCAGGAGGUGCAGGUGUCCGAACUGCCAGUCCUCCACGUCCAGCGACGAGCCUGGGAAGAAGAAGCAGCACAUUUGUCACAUACCGGGGUGCGGGAAAGUUUAUGGGAAAACUUCUCACCUCAAAGCGCACCUGAGGUGGCACUCUGGAGAGCGGCCGUUUGUGUGCAACUGGCUGUUCUGUGGCAAGAGUUUCACCAGGUCGGAUGAGCUGCAGAGACACCUGAGGACUCACACGGGGGAGAAGCGCUUUGUUUGCCCGGACUGCUGCAAGAGGUUCAUGAGGAGUGACCACUUGGCAAAACAUGUCAAAACUCACCAGAACAAAAAAAGCAAGUGCCACGACAAGACACUUGACCAUGUCAAAAGGGAGGACACGAGGAAUAUGUUGUAACACACUUUAUAGUCAUUUUAAACAGUAGAAAUCACUAUAGUGCAAUACAGUCAGUCCUGCAUUAGUUAAAGUACACAGUGAGCUGCAUUUCUACAUUGGGUAUUUUGUUUAUUUUGUUGGUGGAAUUCUUACAUCAUGACAAUAGUUUCUAACAUUGCUGGUCUGUGUAGCACAUUUUUUUAUGUAUAUAUAAAGUUUCAUAAGUUAAUUUGGGACCAUGGAGAAGUUAUAGCUCAUGAGUUUGAAUUCACUGUCUAUAUCAUAUCAAGGAAGACAAGUUUUCAACUUGUGUUUUGAUCAUUGUCUUCGGUGGAAGAUUUCACUCCCCUGUAAAUUAUAUUUAAUAGCUUUUGUUGAAUGAAAGUGUCCGUUUUUUGCUCCAUAUGGGGUGUUUUUAAGCAUGCUCUUGAAAAGAUCUGCUAUUGUUGAUAUGACCCAAAUACUGUGUGAGAAUAAAGAUUAUAACAUUUUCCUCA
Seriola aureovittata is the source of this 2114-nucleotide messenger RNA. RefSeq names its product Sp5 transcription factor a (gene sp5a). Lineage: Eukaryota; Metazoa; Chordata; Actinopteri; Carangiformes; Carangidae. Gene Ontology annotation, biological process: regulation of transcription by RNA polymerase II. Gene Ontology annotation, molecular function: RNA polymerase II cis-regulatory region sequence-specific DNA binding; DNA-binding transcription factor activity, RNA polymerase II-specific. The record is from RefSeq and is a predicted model, not a curated record. The transcript is spliced from 2 exons. Bases 511 to 1638 code for a protein of 375 amino acids.